AUGGGAAUUCCAACCCCCCCAAAUCAUGAGUAUAUAUUCAUACACCUGGGAGUUAAAUCGCGACAACGCACAGAUUAUUUUGCAUUUCUUUCAUUUUCUUUAACAACGAUUUUUCCUUCUUCACUGGAGUCUUCUUCUCAUCCUCAUCCGCUUACUCUUCAAACUAUCAAUCCUAAGGUCUUGAAAUGUGAAUAUGCUGUUCGUGGAGCGAUUGUCACCCAAGCUGAGAGGUUGCAAGAACAAUUGAAGCAACAACCUAGGUCUCUCCCCUUUGAUGAGAUUCUUUACUGUAAUAUAGGAAAUCCUCAAUCUCUAGGGCAGCAGCCGAUAACAUUUUUCCGAGAGGUUCUUGCUUUGUGUGAUCACCCAAACGUUUUAGAUAGAAGUGAAACACAAGGACUCUUUAGUGCUGAUUCAAUUGAGAGAGCUUGGCAGAUUUUGGAUCAAAGACCAGGAAGAGCUACUGUGAGACAUUUGAAACAAAUAGAAAACCGAUCUCCUUGCAUCACACGUUCCAACUUAUUGCUUGAUACUAUCUAUAACGAGGGAAAGCCUUCGGGGCUGAGGGGUUACCCAAGACUUGGUAUCAAAUCUGACAGACGCUAUUGCUCUUGGGUAUUAAGGGACUGUGUGAAACCAUUGCUGCGGGAAUUGAAGCAAGAGAUGCUGCAUAUGAUGAUGCAAUUAUUGCUGAGGUUAGAGCAAGAUGGAAUUCUUUGCCCCAUUCCACAAUAUCCGUUGUAUUCUGCUUCAAUUGCCCUCCAUGGUGGAACUUUGCAUCUACAGGUUCCUUACUAUCUUGAUGAAGCAACUGGGUGGGGUUUGGAGAUUUCUGAACUAAAGAAUCAAUUAGAAACUGCCAGAUCAAAGGGCAUAACAGUCCGAGCCCUAGUCGUGAUAAACCCUGGCAACCCAACUGGACAGGGUCUUGCUGAGAAAAACCAACAGCAAAUUGUUGAAUUUUGCAAGAAAGAAGGUCUUGUUUACCAAGAAAAUGUGUACGUUCCUGAUAAGAAAUUUUAUUCAUUUAAGAAGAUUGCACAUUCUUUAGGGUACCAAGAGAAGGUUGUCACUUUGUUUCCAACUCUUCUAAUUUUACUUCUAGGAUAUUACGGAGAAUGUGGGAAAAAAGGAGGUUACAUAGAAGUUACAGGCUUUAGUGCUGACAUUAGGGAACAAAUUUACAAAGUUGCUUCUGUCAAUUUGUGUUCUAAUAUAACCGGUCAAAUUCUCGCUAGAUUUGUAAUGAACCCUCCAAAGACACUAGAAGAUGCAUUCAACGGGUUAGAAGGCGUAACGUGCAACAAAGCAGAGGGAGCCAUGUACCUAUUCCCACGGAUCAAUCUUCCGCACAAGGUGAUAAAAGCCGCUGAAGCUGAGCACAUUGCCCCUGAUGCAUUCUAUGCCCGCCGUCUGCUCGAUGAGACCGGAAUUGUUGUUCCUGGAUCUGGUUUUAGUCAGGUUCCGGGAACUUGGCACUUCAGAUGUACAAUUCUUCCCCAGGAGGACAAAAUCCUAGCAAUUGUUGAUCGUUUAACUUCAUACCAUAAGAAGUUCAUUGAUGAGAUUUUGUUUGAUAUAUUUAGUGUAUUUUUACUAAUUUGAAAAUAAUAUUGAGUAAGGUGAAUGGCUAUAGGAACCGGUAUAUUGGUUCAUAUAAUGUUUGUGAUUUCGAUUGGCGUUUGCAAUCAAAGGUUA
This is a messenger RNA of Amaranthus tricolor (Joseph's coat), 1698 nucleotides long. RefSeq names its product alanine aminotransferase 2-like. Gene Ontology annotation, molecular function: pyridoxal phosphate binding; L-alanine:2-oxoglutarate transaminase activity. Gene Ontology annotation, biological process: biosynthetic process. Lineage: Eukaryota; Viridiplantae; Streptophyta; Magnoliopsida; Caryophyllales; Amaranthaceae. The transcript is spliced from 17 exons. The record is from RefSeq and is a predicted model, not a curated record. Bases 1 to 1605 code for a protein of 534 amino acids.